Punica granatum (pomegranate) is the source of this 1658-nucleotide messenger RNA. The record is from RefSeq and is a predicted model, not a curated record. NCBI's taxonomy places the organism in Eukaryota, Viridiplantae, Streptophyta, Magnoliopsida, Myrtales, Lythraceae.
UCGACUAUUUGCACUCAUAUUUCCCUAUCACAUAACACUCACUAUGAUUUGAGCGUCGGAGAGGAAAAUCAGGACACCACCCCCAAGUCCCCUUGCUGCAGGUUUUCGAGGCUUGUGGUUGGAUCAACACUCGUGGACUCUUCAUCAACAAUUUGCACGUGGAUUGUUCGUGACAUCAACCCGAUUUUCGUGGUCCCAUCACUUCCGAUUAUGCAAAUUAUCACAACCAAAUUGCUCCAGAGCAAACCUAUGGAUGCUGCAAAUUAAAGACCAAGAGGCCUUGGCAUCUCAUCAAUCAGAUCAUUAUGAACGAGAGAAAGAGGUGAAGGAUUUCAAUGAUGCCAGGGCUGGUGUCAAGGGGUUGAUCGACUCUGGAAUAUUGAAAGUCCCAACGAUUUUCAUCUGACCACUCGAAGAGCUCGAGGAAGACCGGAAUUUCCAUGACACGACCCAGCUCCAGCUUCCAGUGGUAGACCUAAGCAGCAUCCAUGCGAGCAUACCGGGUCGCAAAAAGAUUGUCGAUGAAAUGAGAAAUGCGUCGGCUGAGUAGGGCUUCUUUCAAGUGGUGAACCACGGGAUUCCCUCCAUCCUGAUGGAGGAAAUGCUGGAAAAAAAUAAGAAAGUUCCAUGAGGAAGAUCCUGAAAUCAAGAAACCGUACUACUCGCGGGACCGUUCCAAGAAAGUGAUCUUCAACUCGAAUUUCAAUCUGUACAAGGAAGCAGCUGCUUCCUGGAGGGACACGCUGACUAUAUCUUUGCGGGGUCCGACCCGAGUGAGCUUCCAGACGCUUGCAAGUUUAUAGUACUUACUUACACAGGCAUGCUGAGGAGAUAACCCUCCGAUUUUUCAAUCCGUCUGAAACAGAGAAAAACGAGAUUUCAUGAAGUAUUCGGUUCUUGGUUAAUAAUCGGCAGGAACACACGACUGUGGAGUACAUAAAGCAUAUCAGGCAUUUAGGUGACUUACUAUUCGAGUUGUUGUCGGAGGGUCUGGGGCUCAGAUCACAGCACGUGAGGGAAGAGAUGGAAUGUGCCCAAGGAUGCACCUUCGUGUGCCAUUACUACCCACCAUGUCCUGAGCCGGAGCUGACCUUAGGAGCUUGGUCGCACUCUGACCCUUGGUUUCUGACACUCCUCCACCAGGACCAAGGAGGUGGCCUCCAGGUCCUCCACAACAGGCAGUGGGUCCCUGUACGACCCAUCCCGGGGAGCCUCAUCGUCAAUGUUGGUGAUUUCCUCCAGAUCAUAUCGAACCGCAGAUUCAUCAGUGACGAGCAUCGAGUCGCAGCCGACAGUAUUGGGCCCAGAAUCUCCACCGCCUACUUCUUCAAGGGGAGUCAAGAGUGUGCCUGAGAGGCCGUACGGGCCCAUCAAAGAGUUGAUAUCCAAAGAGAAUCCCCCAUUGUAUAGAGACUUCAGGCCGAGUGAAAUACACUUCAACCUAUCUUCAGGAGAAGCUUUACAGGAAGUCUGCGCUCGAACAAGCAAUGAAGAAUACCAGAUCGGAUGACUAGCAGUUCGACACUGCUGAACAACAUAUUUAUUGCAUUAGGAGUCUGUUAUAGGACUUUUUGCACUUUUCUUCUUUUGUUUUAAUUUUAUUAUCUGUAGAAUUCGGAAUGACAAGGAUCUCAUUCCAGUGAUUUCAUAAGUUCUGC